Chenopodium quinoa (quinoa) is the source of this 2081-nucleotide messenger RNA. Its product is annotated as serine/threonine-protein phosphatase 2A activator-like. The transcript has 2 exons. Gene Ontology annotation, biological process: mitotic spindle organization. The coding region runs from base 274 to 1458 and encodes 394 amino acids. Gene Ontology annotation, molecular function: protein tyrosine phosphatase activator activity; peptidyl-prolyl cis-trans isomerase activity. Gene Ontology annotation, cellular component: nucleus; protein phosphatase type 2A complex; cytoplasm. Lineage: Eukaryota; Viridiplantae; Streptophyta; Magnoliopsida; Caryophyllales; Amaranthaceae. The record is from RefSeq and is a predicted model, not a curated record.
ACCAUUAUGUACAUAUAUAGUAUCAUUGUAUAUUCAGUGGUACCAUUUGACCAAUGAUACUAGAAUAUUUAUUCAUUUAUACAUAUACAUAAUUACAUAAAUACUCCUUUUAUGCAUUUGUAAAUGCGUAACAUUUCUCCCUUUAAAAUCCCUCCAACCAUGGUAGGGCCUUUUCAGUACUCCCUCCUUUUUUUUCUCUUCAUUCUUCCCCAAAAAUUGAUGCAAAAUCCCAAACAAACCUCCUCUUCUUAAUAUCUCUCUCCUCCAACCACCAUGGAACCACCUCCACCACCUCCUCACCACUGCACCACCACCACCACCGCACAACUUACCGCAACCUCCCUCCCAACCCCACAAUGCUUCAAAUGCGGCGCACCCACCAACCUCCCAUCACCACCCCCACCACCCGACUCAUCCUCUCCACCUGCCUACAUCCCAAUCCGCCUCCCCGCCGUCAACCUCCCUCCCAACACCGCCGCCAAAACCCAACAAUCCAUCGUCCUCACUCCCGUCCCUCAACCCCACCCUGUCCCCCCUCUCUCUCCUCCUUUCCACUUCACCACCCCCAUCAAACGCAUCACUUCUCCUUCCGACGCUUCCCACUUCAUCGACUCCUUUUCCGGCAAAUCCUUCCUCUCUUUCGUCGCUUUUCUCUCUCACUCCAUUCGUGGUCACAAGAUCUCCGAUCCUUGCCCUGUUUCAGAUACCCUUUUCAAAAUUAUCUCCGUUUUCGACGCUUUGAGCUUCUGGGUUGAUGAGAUUCCUCCUGCUCUGCAAUCUGCCAGAUAUGGGAAUCCUGCUUUUAGGGUUUGGCAUCAACGAAUGACUGAGAAUUCCCAGAAAUUUAUGCUUGAUAUUUUGCAACAAUCUGAUCAACCUGAGAUUAGGGAUUCUGUUAUUGAGCUUGUUCCUUAUUGGCUUGAUAGCUUUGGUAAUGCAUCGAGGAUUGAUUAUGGAACUGGGCAUGAAACGAAUUUUGCUGCUUGGUUGUUUUGCUUGGCUAGAUUAGGGUUGAUUCAUGAGGAGGAUUAUCAGGCGGUUGUUUCUAGGGUUUUUGUUAAGUAUUUGGAUUUGAUGAGGAAAUUGCAGCUUGUUUAUUGUCUUGAACCUGCUGGUUCUCAUGGUGUUUGGGGUCUUGAUGAUUAUCAUUUCUUGCCAUUUGUGUUUGGGUCUGCUCAGUUGAUUGAUCAUAAGUACAUGAAGCCGAAAUCGAUACAUAAUGAUGAUAUUCUUGAGAAUUUCUCCAAGGAGUAUUUGUACCUUUCUUGUAUUGCUUUUAUUAAGAAGGUAAAGAAGGGGCCUUUUGCUGAACACUCUCCUAUGUUGGAUGAUAUUAGUGGGGUGCCUAAUUGGAAUAAGGUUAAUAGUGGUAUGCUUAAGAUGUAUCGUGCUGAGGUUCUCGAGAAGGUGCCUAUUGUUCAGCAUUUCCUCUUCGGUUCCAUCAUUCCGUGGGAAUAAGAUGUUGCAUCUUUUUUAUAUAGACCUUCACCAAGAAGACAGAUGGCCUUCCACACAUGUGUGAAUGUUAACUCGUAAAUGACUAGCUGAUUGGAAUGGAGAACAAUGCUUUGAAAGUAUAUACUCUUCGUUGUUUGAGACGGAGUAUAUCCAAAUUGGCUGUUAUUCUAACAUUUUGUAGUUUGUACAUGCAUGAUGAUGCCUGUGUGAGCUAGGUCAGAAAGUAAAAUAACGACUACAUGUUGGGUAAUAGUGAUAGUGUUUGUCAUUGGAUCUUUGGAGUAUUGGCAUUUGGCACUUCUUAAUUUAGUUCCCUGAGCUAUAUGGAUAAUGUUUUCACUCGUAUUUUUAAAGAAGUCUCGUCUUGCACCUCUAGCACGUGCAUUAGAUGGCUCUGGGGCCUGCUCUUGCCCAUGGUGGCUGUACUCAAGGUUCGCUACAAUUGAUUGUCUGCUCAUGUUUGUAGGUGACCUCCUUUGUUUCAAUCUAUAAUACGGAGUACAGAGUAUGUUUGCUGUACUACCUUCGUCUAGUCUAGUUCUGACAUUACUUAUUUACGUAGUAAUUACAUCAUCAACAUGACUAUCAAUAAUAUACAGUGGAGUUCUCUUACUUGAUGCUUA